AUGCAUGCAUCACCUUCUAGUAUUUCUCACGAACCCAUAACUGCAAAUCGACGUCCCCUCCCUGUCUGGACUGAAUCUGGUCUUGCAAGCUGGUUUGCGUCAACAACUGUUCACGGUGGUUCCAAGCAACCCUACUCUGUAUCUUGCAGCUACGGUCGAGUCCUCGACUCAACACCGACGAUGUCAGCAAUCCUUAGUGCCGACGACCUUAACGAUUUCAUAUCCCCCGGUGUCGCCUGCAUCAAGCCUGUUGAGACGCUACCCGCCCCGCCCCCACCAAACGACGAUGCGGUCGAGUACGAAGUGGUCCUUGAUGGACCUCUUACAUCAAUAGCCACGAACGAACCGGCCCAGAUAUCUCUCACAGACUGUCUUGCAUGCUCAGGUUGUGUCACAUCGGCUGAAGCGGUCCUCGUCAGUUUGCAGAGCCAUAGCGAAGUGCUGAGCGUGCUCGAUCAGGCCCCAGGCCUGCGACCACGGCAGGAACAUGGACGAUGGCAGGUUGACGGCCUUGAGGAUUCAGAAGCAAAGUUGUUUAUUGCGAGCGUGAGUCCACAGACCAGGGCCAGUCUUGCUGCGGCCACGGGAGGACGCAUAGGGGAGAAGGUGGCGGGAAACAUGAUCGCGCAACUAUUGGCGGGAGAGAGUGGCUUGAAGACUGGUGGAAAACACAAUAAUGCGUUCACAUGGGUGGUGGAUACAAACACCGCCCGCGAAGCCUGUUUAGUUCUUGGGGCGGAAGAAGCCCUGAGCGGAAUAGAGGGUUCCGGAAGAGCCACGAAACCGAUACUUAGUGCGAGCUGUCCUGGCUGGGUGUGCUAUGCCGAGAAGACACACCCACAUGUGCUGCCCCAUCUAUCAAGAGUAAAGUCGCCACAAGCCCUCAUGGGUACGCUACUGAAGACAACAUUGAGUCGGACCUUGGGUAUAUCCCCAGACCGAAUAUGGCAUCUCGCAGUAAUGCCUUGUUUCGACAAGAAGCUCGAGGCCAGUAGAGAGGAGUUGACGGACUCGGUGUGGGGUGGUGAUGGGGAAUCUGGUCGAGGUGUACGGGAUGUCGACUGCGUCAUCACCAGCAAGGAGGUCUUGAUGCUCACCGAGUCAAGAGCUAUUGAUUUCUUCAACCUAUCCCAAGCUCCUAUUACACCGUCACAGCGUGCCCUAUUCCCAGACCCAAAACUGGACAGAUUCUUGUUUCCUCCUCGUGCUCGGAAGCAACUCGAGCCCGCAGCUGGCACAUCCGGCGGCAAUCUUUACUACACCUUGCAAUAUGUCUCAUCGCAGCAUCCCGGCUCGCGGAUCGAGUCUGUCAAAGGCCGGAAUGUUGAUGUUGUUGAGUUCAAUGUUGUCGCGGUAGAUGGCAAGUCAUUGUUCAAGGCUGCGAGAUACUACGGCUUCCGAAAUAUCCAGAAUCUGGUCCGACGACUGAAACCAGCGAGGCCGUCGAGGUUAUCGGGGGGGAGACCAGUCGGUGGUACGCGCAAGCAGAUGGAGUAUGCCUACGUCGAAGUGAUGGCGUGCCCUGGUGGGUGUACAAAUGGCGGAGGCCAGAUCAAGAUCGAAGACCCCAUCGUCACUGAAAGGAAAGGCUUGACGGGUAAACCGGGUCCCUUGGAGCAGAAGGAAUGGUUGGCGCAGGUGGAUGAGGCGUAUUUCUCAGCCGAGGAACCUGAGUCUGAGGUUGAAGCCGAUGCUGGUGAGAGCAGAGCACCGACAGCCUCGGUAGGCGGCAUUUCCCAUUCAUAUAUUCGAGAUACCCUGACACAUUGGUCGAGCAUAACUGGCGUGGAUGCGGAGAGGUUGGCCAUGACGACAUACCGCGAGGUCAUCAGUGACGUGGGCAAGAAUAAGCCAAGCGAAACUGAGAGGAUUGCCCGAAUUGCCGGGAAGAUAGGAGGGGGAUGGUAA
Pseudomassariella vexata is the source of this 1908-nucleotide messenger RNA. Its product is annotated as cytosolic Fe-S cluster assembly factor NAR1. Gene Ontology annotation, molecular function: 4 iron, 4 sulfur cluster binding. The transcript is spliced from 2 exons. The record is from RefSeq and is a predicted model, not a curated record. Lineage: Eukaryota; Fungi; Ascomycota; Sordariomycetes; Amphisphaeriales; Pseudomassariaceae. Gene Ontology annotation, cellular component: cytosolic [4Fe-4S] assembly targeting complex. Bases 1 to 1908 code for a protein of 635 amino acids. Gene Ontology annotation, biological process: iron-sulfur cluster assembly.